Molecule: messenger RNA, 3452 nt
Organism: Gryllus bimaculatus (two-spotted cricket)
Lineage: Eukaryota; Metazoa; Arthropoda; Insecta; Orthoptera; Gryllidae
Source: the annotation of a GenBank genome assembly
UAUGGUUGAGUAGUAGACUCUCCUCUAUGGUUUCAUAGAGUCUUGCUAGUGCGCUCGGUUUCCAAUCAGCAGCGAAUGCGGUGCGUAGUAAUCAGGGGAGCGACUGAGGAAGAGAAAGAGAACGCCCAAGUGUAAAUGAUGAACAUUCGUCAUCAUUUUGCGCGGUUUCCGCCGACUGUCACCUGCUGGUGCUCGUAGCUCGCUGAAGAGUCAGCUAUAUUAUGAGGAACAGGAUUAGGCUUAUGGGAUCAAGUACCGUUGAGUGUGUUUGUCCCUUUUGCUGUGUAUUUCAAAACUUAGAAUCAACAAGUGUCUUAUAGAAAGCUCAGCGUAUUGCGUCCCAAUGAAAAUAAUAAUAACUUUAGUGACAGGUACUUAACGGAUAAGAUGAGUGCUGCUGAAAAUGGCCGCAAGGGAAAUGAGGAGGGAGAAGAAAUGAGCCAAGAGAAGCUGCAACAGCUGCAAGAUCUGGUGCAAAAAAUGGAUCGUGCAGAGACAAGACUCUGGAGUUCUAUUGCACGACUGCAUAAUCUGGAAGCUACACUAACUGUUCUGCAGGAAGCUGAAACAUUGAUUUUGGAAGUGAACGAAAGAUUAGAGAAGAAAAUAAUUAAUAGGAAUGAUAACAGAAGCUGCACGGACACAAGCAGUUCCAAAAUUAAUUUAAAGGAUAUCAAUAAAUCCAAGAAUAUUAAUCAUGUAUAUGACAUAAGUAGUGGUGACAAGAUUUGUUGCCCCAUUAAAACAAGUACUAAAAGUAAUUAUAAAAGUAGAAGUACCACUAAAUCAAAAAAUUGCAUUGAGAACAAAUUCAGGGAAGAUACCAAAAACAUACUAUCUGGAAAUUAUAAACAAAGUAAUCCUCACACCAGUUCAAAGAAUAACAUAGAAAGGUUCUCCAAAAAUAGUAGUAACAACAAUGACAACUACACAAUCAAGAGGCCCAUUGAUAUGCACAGACCUGUGAAUAACAACAAAAGCAAGUCCAGAGAGAACUCCAGAAAAAAACAUAAAUGCAAAUAUUACAAGCACAGUAGGGAUUAUAGAGAAACCAAGCACAAAUACAGGCAUAGCAAGAGCAAAGAUAUAACUACUAGUAACAGUUCAGACACAAUUAAAUUUUGCAAUAAAGGUGUGCAGUUAUUAGGGUCUGUGGGAGCUAGCAAUCCAUGUAUUAAUCCUAAAGAAAAGUCUUUUGCAGUUUGUCAAAUGGAAACCUCCAAAUCUUCUGAAAAAAAUUCAAAUAAACAGCAUUUGGGAAAUGUAAGUAACUUGUACAAUCCUUAUGUAGAAAUUGAAUUUUGUCAAACUUCAGACAAAGCCAAUAAAAUUUCAAAGAAGGCAGGACAUAGUCUCGAUUUGAUAAAAAAUGAACAGAAGACUGCCAAGGAGAAUGAUGCCCUCAUGUACAAACUUGUAGGCCAAGAAAAGGAAGAAACUUUCUCCAAGCCCAAUGUUGCAAAUCACAGAAGGAAAUAUGAAAACCAACUAUCAGAGAUGCUAAAAGUGCAGGACUUCCAAACUCCAGUUAAGACAACGAAAGAGGCUUUCUCUACCUCCAGAAUUGUAAAUUAUGGUAUCAAAUGUGAAGAACCAAAAGUCCAGACUUCCAAGCCUCCACUACAGAAAAUCGAAGAAAUUUCCUCCAGUCCCUGCACUGCAAAUGGUGGUAUUAAACCCUCUGAGAGAACAGAAAAACAUAACUUCAAACCUCAAAUGAAGAGAAAGAAAGAAUAUUCUUCCACCUCUGCAAGUAAUAGUGUCAAAUGUGAGAAACCUUCAGAGCAACCAGACAUCCAGAACUCCAACCAUCUAAUAAAGAGAAAGAACGAAUCUUCACCCUCUCCCAGCUCUGCAUAUCAUGGUAACAAGUGUGAAAAGCUACCAGAGGAAGCAGAAAUCCAGAGCUCCAAACAUCCAAUGAAGAGAAACAAUGAAUCUCCUUCCAUCUCUGCAAGUAUUAGUGUCAAAUGUGAGAAACCUCCAGAGCAACCAGACGUCCAGAGCUCCAAUCAUCUAAUAAAGAGAAAGAACGAAUCUUUGCUCUUUCCCAGCUCUGUAUAUCGUGAUAUCAAGUGUGAGAAGCCACCAGAGGAACCGGAAGCCCAGAGCUCCAAACAUUCAGAGAACAGAAAGCAAGGGAAGAGAAAGAAGCCUGCAGAUGAUCAUGUGGAUGGGUUACCUAUUCCAAUCCUCAUGAAUGGAAGAAGAUUUGCUACUGCUUCUUCUGUCAAAGGAAUUUUGAUGUAUCCUCCUGCCUGGCAGAAGCAUCCUGAUUCCAGAGCUGGCACUGACUAUGAGAUGAGAGGUUCACACAUCCCUUUUGAAAUACCAGUCUACCCGUAUGAUGCCUGCACCAUACAAACGAAUUUUUCUGGCCCUUCAAGUUUUCCUUUACCUGGAUACUCUGCAAAUUCAGCUACCACCAGAACCCCUCUUGUUCCAUUGACAAAUAUUUUGUUUCCAGAGCAUUUUUCAAGUUCAGAGAACAAUCACUAACACAGCCCAUUCUUGCCCACCUCCACUUUCAAAUGUUCCUGUCAAAGAGCACCCUCUGGAUUUGCUGAGCAAUGUUGUCAACUCCCAAACACACACAUCAAAUUCAGAGCAUAAACAAGCUCUCACUCAAACACUGCUUUUGCACGAUCCUCUUCCUUUACCACCAGCAAGUGUUUCAUUAUCACAGUUGCAUUGUAGUCCUGCUGCCACCAAAGAACUUCCGCUCCACCAUCAAAUAUUUCAUUUUCAGAGUCCUUUAAACAUUCGCAGUGUAAUCCUGCUGCCACGCAAGCACCUUCAUUGCCAAAUGUCUUUUCAAGGGCUCUCUGUAGAUUUACAGAGCAAUGCUGACAACAUACAAAUUUACCCAUCCACUUCAGAGGGUAAUAAUGCCAACAAGAAAACACUAUUUUCGGAUAAACACCCUUUACUUCCACUGUCAAGUGUGUCAUUUCUGGGACACUAUUCAACUUCACGGUACAAUCCUGUCAUUAGUCCUGCACUUCCACUUCCACCGAAAAGUGUUCCUUUUUCAGAAUGCCCUCCAAAUUUGCAGAGCUUUGCUGUUAACUCCCAAACAAGUUUCUUGCCUGGUGUCACCAAAUCAGGCGUAACUUUCCUAGAGUAUCCUUCAUGUUCUCAGUGUCAUUCCUUCAGCGUCCAAGCUUCUCUGCGUUGAAGUUGUGUGACAUUUCUUCCAUUACGUUUUCCUUUUCCGGGCCUGUGACCUGUAAUCAACACAUGCCCACUGAUUUCGGGUUGUUUUUUGCCAAAUCCACUACAAAGUUUAUGUGCAAUGUAAUACUGUCGCUAUCUCUUUCUGGAAAUUACAUUUCAACAGAUCCUCUCUUCUUAUAUUCAUUCUCUAUGUCCAGUAGAUGCCCUGUUGUUUCAUAACAAUGAAAUGAUGUCUGAUUAAAUUUUAAACUGUGUCUCAAAUGAACACUUAACAA